UAUGAAGAUUCAAAGUUCAUGAGCUUGCGUUACAAUUGCGGCGGUUACAAAGUGAAGUUGUGGGGUGACUUUAUAUGGAGUUGGGACCUUUGGGGUUGGAGAAAUUCGUCACUCUACUGUAACAGCUGCAAAUUGGUUGGGAACAACCAAGCUAGGUUGGCAAGGGUGGCCAACUUGGAUGGAUUGGUUGGGAAGGGACAAAUGUCAAAGUUGGGGUUCUAUAGGGAGGGAAUCUUUGUGCUUAUGGGGUUUCCUUGGUUGGGGACUCUCUUGGGACCUUCCCUCUCAUCCCUCUCUUCUAUCCCAACCUUUCUCUUGCUCCUCCAAUUCCUUGUGAGAUUCUUGAACUUUGAUAGAACUUUUGAGAUUGAGUUAAGUUCUCCUCCUACAGCUUACCCCCUAGUGCGUCGAAAGCCAUAGUGUCGCGAAUACUUCAUCAAUCCCCGUGAUUCAAAUUGAGAAUGGUAGCUAACAUUAUCAGCUACAACAUAUCCGAGUUUCGUGACAUUCCAACGACUAUGGUAUCAGAGCGAUAUUAAGGACAUUGAGAGGAGUCUACAGAAGUUUGAAGACCCUUCUAGACCCACCAUGGCCUGUGGGUGUGCCUAAGUGGUGUUCUAAAGGUUGGAUGUGUCUUCCGCUAAGGGGAAACUCUGCCGAAAUUUCGUGGACGCCGACACUUGUGAAAAUAUCGAGGGAGCUGAGUGUGGACAGCAAAGGGGAGCUGAAAUUCGUCAUUUCUCAAGGAGAAGAUGAAUGAGAAAGGAGGAGAUGCUAAUGGAAGAGGAGCUGUAGCUGAGAAGACAAGUGAGCCGCCGCCAUCAAAAGUUGAAGCUUUGGAUGGCUCCAACUAUGAGGAAUGGAGCGGUCGGAUGAGGAGUGCCUUCAAACGCUACAAGCUACUGAAGAUUGCUGUUGGGGAAGAGAAGAUACCGGAAGAAGACGAAGCACGUGAACGGUGGAUUGAGAAAAGCGCGGAACUUGCUGCCAUCUCCAUGCGACAAGGGGACGAUGUGAAGCCGGUCCUUGACAAGAUCAAGGACACCUAUGCAAGGAUGGCAGCAGCGGGCAGCAGUGUAUCUCAGCUGCAGCAAUGCACCAAGAUCAUCUCGGUGUUGGACAACACUUGGGACAACCUCAUCCCCACUCUCAACUCUCAGCAAGAUCAAUGGACACCUGAGUGGCUAAGGCAGCAGAUUUUGCAGGAGGACUUCCGCAGACGCCAUGUGGGAGGUGCAGCGUCAGGUGCUUUGCUCCCUGUCAUUGGUGUUGGGAAUGCCAAGGUUAAGGGAGCUAAUGGGGAGCUUGUGGGGCUUGGGAAUGUUCUGCUGGUUGAAGGUUUGUCUGCUAACCUUCUCUCUGUGCGGCGACUGCAGAAGAGCAAGGCCGAAGUGACCUUUGGACCAACCAGCUGCCGUGCUAAGCUUGGGAAGAAGGUGUUGUGGAGUCUGGAAGAGGAGACCAGCUGCAUCAAGGACCUAUGGCAGCUGCCCAUCAUCCCUUGGAAUGGGAAGACUCCAACGGCAGCAACGGCAGCAGCGGCAAAGGCAACAGCAGGAGGAGAUGCAACUACACCAACUGAUGGGGUCCUGGAAGCAGUCAAGAAAGUGCAGCAGCAGCAGACACAUGGUGAGGUGCUUGCUGGUGUGGAUGUGAGUGCGGCAUGGGCUAAGGCUUCAUCAAGGAGUGGUGAGGCCGAUUGGGAGACAUGGCAUGAGAGGCUGUGUCAUGUGAACUUCCCUAUACUGCAGAAGUUGGUGAAGGAUGGGAGCCUGAAGGGCUUGGAGGUGAAAGGGGGAGUGAAGGAGAUUGGGAGCUGCCCUACAUGCUUGGAGACCAAGUUCUCCAAGUUCCCCUUCAACAGCACUACAGGACCAGCCAAGACCCCACUUGCACUUGUGCACAUGGAUGUGGUGGGGCCCACAAGAGCCCCUUUCCUCUCAGGCAGCCGCUAUUUCUUGACAAUUGUGGAUGACCACACUCGGGCAGUGUGGGUUUACCCUUUGAAGAGCAAGGGGGAGGUGGCAGCGGCUGUCCUUAAGGAGUGGAUGCCUAGAGCUCAGAGGGAAUGCGGACACAAGGUGAAGGUGAUCCGCAGUGACAAUGGUGAGGAGUUCAUUGGAGCUGAUUUUGAGGGAGAGUUGAAGAGGAAGGGGAUCCAACAUCAACUGACAGUGCCCUACAACCCGCAGCAGAAUGGCGUGGCUGAGAGGUUCAACAGGACCUUGCAGGAGGGGGCACGCACUCUCCUUGGGCGUGCAGGGCUGCCUGAUCCGUUUUGGGUGUCUGCACUGAGGCAGGUCGCCCUUGUGAAGAACAGGGUGCUGGCUACAGUUGGGGAUAAGGAGUGGAUCCCAUAUACCAAGUGGUAUGGGAGUGCUCCAGCUGUGAACAUGCUGAGGGCAUUUGGGUGCAUGGUGGUGUUUCAUGUGCCUAAGGAGAAAAGGGGGAAGUUGGAGGCUUCUGGAAGAUGGGGUGUGCACUUGGGGAUUGCAAAGGAUCACAAGGGAUGGCUGCUAUGGGACUUGACCACCCAGAAGCUGACAGUGUCAAGGGAUGUGAAGUUUCUUGAGUCCCUGUACUACAAGGAAUGGAAGCAGCAGCAACAGAAGCUUCCAUCUACACCGCUAAUUGUGGAGGCAGAUGAGUUGCAGCAGCCUUCAAGGCAGGUGGAGGUUGCAGUGUCUGAGGAGGAGAUGUCUGGGGUGACUGAAGAAGGGGGAGCAGCUGAAGUGGAGCAGCAGCAGCAGCAGCAGCAUGAGUCUCCACCUCGAGUUCCACACCCGCCUGAGCGACCUAGGAGGGAUGUGCGCCCUCCUGUGAGGCUGACCUAUGGGGGAAGAGGCAAGCCGAAUGUGGUGCAGGCUGGGAGUGUGGUUGAGCAGAUUAAGGAAGAUGAGAUCGCUCACUGCUACUGGGCACCAAUCCCUGAGCCCAAGACUCGAGAGGAGGCCUUGAAUGGACCAAAUGGGGAGAAGUGGAAGGCGAGUGAGGAUGAGGAGUUCGGGUCCCUGAUUGAGAACGAGACAUGGGACCUGUGUGACUUGCCUCCUGGGAAGAAGGCAAUCACUUCCAAGAUGAUCUACAGGCACAAGUAUGGACCUGAAGGGGAGCUGACCCGCUACAAGUCUAGGCUUGUGGCACGGGGGUUUCAGCAGACAAAGGGGAAGGACUAUGAUGAGGUGUUUGCUCCUGUGGGGAAAGGAACAACACUGAGGGUGCUGUUGGCGAUAGCUGCACUCCUGGGAUGGAAGAUUCGGCAGAUGGACAUUGUGACAGCCUUUCUGAAUGGGAUCAUUCUGGAGGAGGUGUACAUGAAGCAGCCAGAGGGGCUGGAUGAUGGGAGCGGCAGGGUCUGCAGGCUAAAGAAGGCCAUUUAUGGCCUUAAGCAGGCGCCUCGUGCAUGGUAUCACAAGUUGGAGGAGGCGUUGUUGGCUGGGGGUUUCAAGAAGAGUGAGUGUGACCCCAGCCUGUUCCUGCUGCAGGAGAAGGAUGAAAUCCUCAUGCUCUUGGUGUAUGUGGAUGAUAUCCUUCUCUUUUCUGCAUCAACUGCUUUGCUGGACAGCGCAAAGCAGAUGCUGGAGAUGCAGUUCAAGUGUUCCAAGAUGGGUGAGAUGAAGUACUACCUGGGGAUGCAUGUGGAGAGAGAUGUGGAAAAGGGUGUGCUGAGGUUGCACCAGAGGAAGUACUGUGAGGGGCUGGCUGAGAAGUAUGGGCUGCAAGAUGGGGGAAAGCCAGCAACACCACUACCUUCGGGGUUUACUGUGGAGCCAUGUGCUGAUGAGGAGGUAGUGGGUGAGAGUGACAGGAAGCUGUUUCAUUUGAUGGUUGGGUUGCUAAAUUAUGCUGCAAAUCAUACACGGCCUGACAUUGCAUUUGCUACAUCACGGUUGGCUAGUGUGGUCUCACGCCCUAGUCAUGAGCAGCUGGAAGCGGCCAAGAGGUUGGUCCGCUAUGUGAGCGCUACUGCAUCAGUGGGAUUGGAGUACAGUGGAGUGAGGCAGCGGUUGCAGAGAGGUGCUGCAGAUGUGAAGAGUGGAGAGAUGCUCUUGAGUUGCUAUACUGACGCUAGCUUCAACUCAGUGAAAGCGGAUGGCACCAGCAUUGGGGGUUAUGUGUGCUUGCUGGGAGGUGGUGCUGUGAGCUGGCGCAGCAAGAAGCAGAAUGAGGUGGGAUUGUCCUCAUGUGAGACUGAGUACAUGGCCUUACACCAUGGGGCCAAGGAAGUGGUGUGGCUGAGGCGCUUGUUGGAGGAGUUGGGAGUUGGUCAGGAGGAGCCGACAGUUGUGUUCUGUGACAAUGAGUCUGCAGUGAAGCUGGCCAAGAAUGCUUGUCUGCAUGGGCUGACAAAACACAUAAGGCCUAAGUGGCAUUGGGUGAGAAGACUCCUUGAUAAGGAGGUGUGGCUGGAGAUAGUGAAGACCCAUCAGCAAGCAGCAGAUAUUUUCACUAAGCAUCUGGCAGAGGCGGAUCAUUGGAAGGGCAUGAAGCUUGCUGGGAUGAGUGUGCAUUGAGUAUGCAUGCUUGAGAUGUUGUGAAGUUGUGGGGUGACUUUAUAUGGAGUUGGGACCUUUGGGGUUGGAGAAAUUCGUCACUCUACUGUAACAGCUGCAAAUUGGUUGGGAACAACCAAGCUAGGUUGGCAAGGGUGGCCAACUUGGAUGGAUUGGUUGGGAAGGGACAAAUGUCAAAGUUGGGGUUCUAUAGGGAGGGAAUCUUUGUGCUUAUGGGGUUUCCUUGGUUGGGGACUCUCUUGGGACCUUCCCUCUCAUCCCUCUCUUCUAUCCCAACCUUUCUCUUGCUCCUCCAAUUCCUUGUGAGAUUCUUGAACUUUGAUAGAACUUUUGAGAUUGAGUUAAGUUCUCCUCCUACAGCUUACCCCCUAGUGCGUCGAAAGCCAUAGUGUCGCGAAUACUUCAUCAAUCCCCGUGAUUCAAAUUGAGAAUGGUAGCUAACAUUAUCAGCUACAACAUAUCCGAGUUUCGUGACAUUCCAACGGCUUGUUUUUUGUCGACGUCGUUUCUUGUGAAGACGACUUUUCUGUCCAGAAUUUCGGAUUUAUAUUUUGAGUAAUUCUAGCUCCUAAGUUCACCUAGACUCCGUCCUUAAUCCUAACAGUCCUGUACGCUGACAACAAGGCAAUGAUACUCCUGUGUCAGAAGCCUCGGCUUGAGGGCAGAGCAAAGCAUAUCCAGCUGCGGUACUUCCUCCUGCGCGAGUUACAGCAGCGCCGCCAGGCCCGCGUAGUUCACUUGGCCUCAGGUGCCAACAAAGCUGAUAUCUUUACUAAGGCGCUUGCGCCUAAAGAUCAUCAGCGGCACUGUGUACAGCUUGGUCUUGUUCCUGUAGCUACUCAGCUGUUAGGAUCCUGAUUGUGUACUCUCUAUUAUAUAUACCUGUCAGACUGGCCUUGUGGCCUUACCUCCAGUGGCUGGACUAGUAGUGCCGCCCUGGCUUGCUUUAGUCUUGUUUGUACUCUUGCUGACUGGUCUCCAGACCCCUGCCUCAGUGGUUGAACUAGUAGUGCCACCCUGAGCUGUUUGCUUCUUGCUUAGCCUCACCCCUUGUCUAGCCUAGGGGGUGUGUCAACUUAUACAUAUUAGCUAUGUAGAAGUUAUAGGCUAGACUGAGGUAUGCUCCUAGUGAGUACAACCAACUAGUAUUUGUUCUAGGUUUCUCCUUCUAGUUC
Messenger RNA from Closterium sp. NIES-67, 5689 nucleotides. Lineage: Eukaryota; Viridiplantae; Streptophyta; Zygnematophyceae; Desmidiales; Closteriaceae. The record is from the annotation of a GenBank genome assembly.